Molecule: messenger RNA, 2593 nt
Organism: Drosophila serrata
Lineage: Eukaryota; Metazoa; Arthropoda; Insecta; Diptera; Drosophilidae
Source: RefSeq, a predicted model, not a curated record
GCAUAUAUAUCAGGAUCAGGAGGAGGCAACAGCAAGAUGGAUGACUGGCGCCCGGGGGCCACCAACAUGCCGAUUAUGUCGCCGUCACCGUACCUCCUCAGCCGCUUCACCAGCAAUGUGCCGCUGCCGACCCUGUAUGCGGGCGAUGCGGCCCGUAAGCCGAAGCUCUCGGUGAUCGAGCUACUCCUGUACAACAUGGCCUCUCUGCUGGCGGGCGUGGCUGCUGGCUAUGAUGUCCGGAUGUCGAAUGUAUCGCCCGUGCAUCCCACUCUGCUCAGCGAGGUGCCCGCUCUGAAGGCGGCUCCCAAGGCAGCUGCGAUAGCGGCAGCAGCAGGAGGAGACUCACUGGCAACCGAGGAGGAGCCGAAGCACAGGUUGCAGGAGCAGGCCUUGGAACUGCUGGAGGUGGAUGCACAAUUACAGCAGCAGGAGAACAGGGAGAGCACGCCGCGAAAGCUGGCCGGCCAGGCGAGAUUUGGUGGCAUUGAGGCAGCGGUGGUAAGUAAGUCGCAGCCCACAUCCCUGGCCCGCCGCAUCGGUGGGAGUCAGCCAUACUACACGCCCGUGCAGCGGACGCCGCAACAUCAGAUGCACCAACAGCAGCAGGAGAAGCAGCUUCAGCUGCAGCUCCAGCACACACAGCUUCAGCAGCAACCGCCCCAAUCUGCCCUGGUGGAGGGCACCGGACUGGGGGGCAUUUAUGCCAGCACCCAGCCACCGACACCAUCGCCACGUCGCAAACUGAGCAAUAGCAAUAAUUUUGGUAGUGUCAACGCCAAUGCCAAUAAUCCACCCCAGCAGGCGGAUGUCUUUGAGGAGUUUCGCGUGGGCGGUGGCAUUGGUCCGCCGCCUCUGUAUGCGCCAGCGGAUUACCUAAGAAACGGGCCGAGUUACUCGAACGAUGGUGGUAACUACAGGAAUGGAUACUUUGGCUCCAACUACUUCCCCUACCGGCCGGAGCUGAACUACAGCUACGAGCGUGACUGCAAGUCGUAUCCGGAUUACUCCUACGACUAUAACCAUCGGCUGCCGGACUAUUAUGACUAUCAGUACGAGGCGCCAGUGGUGCCUGUGCCCGUGCCCGUGCCUGUUACCUUGCCUGCACCACCUUCCACCUGCCCCGGUAGUCUGCCCGUUCAAGCCCAGACCCGGACACCGCCGCCACGCGUCCCCCAAAUGGGUGUGAGUGCUGCCGGGCAUCGACGCACACCCUCGACUGUGUCCAACAAUUCGAAUGUGCUGCUGGAGCACGAGGAGCUGCUCUGCUAUGAUUACAACAACCUCAACCUGAAUGCGGACUAUGAGAGGGAGCGGGAACAGGUGGCAAUGCCCACGAAACAGGAAUUGUAUGCAGGCUCGCCCAAGCUGCUGAACCGAUUGAUUCACAGCCCCCUGCCGAUGACCAAGAGCAAGUAUGCCACGGCGGCGGUUACGAGGCCAGCUAGUCUGCCCUUCGAACAGCAUGCCUUGCAACUGGGCGGCGGCGGCUACCAGCAACAGCAGCAGCCGGUGGCUGGCUCUAUGGUUUCCUCAUUGCCACCGCCACUCGCUGUCACCACGGGCAGCGGUUGCCAGUCCAAGCUGCGCAGCUCCCUUAAGAAGUACAAUGGCGCUGGGAAUGGCUCCACCUCGUCGCAGCAGGGCACACCCACCAAUCCCACGCCACCGGACUCGCUGACCAGCGAUGACAGCUCCUAUUUGAGUGCCAAAGAGGGUUCCAUUGGUUCCCAGCACAGUCGAGUGCGUUUCAGUCCGGAGGCCUAUCUGGAUGCCAAUCCGCUGCCGUGCCUGGGUCGCCGGAUGACGGCGCCGGCCAUGCAAUUACCUCAACAGCAUCAGCAGCAACAGCAACAGCAGCAACGACGGCAGCGACAGGCCUCCAGCGGCAGCACACCAUCACCAUCGGCUUCCUCCUCCUAGCAGGCGCGUCUGGCGCUAACCCUUCAGUUGGCGCGCAGUCCGGGAGCGGACAUUGGGAGCGGUGGUCAGCUGGGCGCAGCUGUGGGUCUAACGUUGCAUCAGCAGCGCGUACCCUACCGCUGGUACUCGGGAGCACGUCGAUCCCGCUCGGCCCACUACGAGUACCGAUUGUGAGGAAGCAGCAGCGGAGAGAGAGAAGGCGAAAGUGAAAGCAAGCGAGAUGGCAAUGGUGAUCGGGCCAUAGGAGGAUCUGUGGAGUGGCUUCGGAGGAUCCCAUGAAGCAAUAAAGGUAAUUGUGCUCAGUUCUGAGCUUUAUCCUCUAAAUCUACAAGGCUUAAGCUCUUCCCGAAGAGAAUUCAAACCAAAAGCAGCAAGAACCGAAACAUAAAGCUGGGAAAUUGAGAAAUCGAUGAGCAGUGGAAAUCAAUAUUGAGCGCAGGAUCAACAAGGAGCACGCGUUUACCUCAACAAAUCGAGCAAAUGGAAUUCCAGUUAUUAUAUACAUGCAUAUAUAUACAUAUAUAUAUAUAUUGGGUAUAUAUUGGAUAUAUAUAUUGGAUCUUGUAGGAUAUGAAGCAAAAUCAAAGCGAGCAUGACGCCUGUACAUAAGAGAGUAGUCAAGAAAUAUCUAUAUAUAUAUAUAUACUUAUAUAUAUAUAUAUAUAUUUAUAAA